UCACUUCCGGACCGCUACGUAUGUUGUCAUAGCGACCAUUUUACGUUAACUGGUUUGUAGUGUCUAACCCCGGGGCCAGGCGAUUGCGGGGACCGUGUUGCCCGCAUUCCCAGUCGCUUCCUGCGGCCGAAAGGCCAGACUGGGCCGGGGGAAUCCGGCCUAGGCGUCCGCGUCGCCCGGUGCGAGCGGGAUGGCUGCGGAAGAAGAGGACGAAGUGGAAUGGGUGGUGGAGAGCAUCGCUGGGUUCCUGAGGGGCCCGGAUUGGUCUAUACCUAUCUUAGACUUUGUGGAGCAGAAAUGCGAAGUUUUUGAUGAUGAAGAAGAAAGCAAGUUGACCUAUACAGAAAUCCAUCAAGAGUACAAAGAGCUGGUUGAAAAGCUGUUAGAAAGUUACCUCAAAGAAAUUGGAAUUAAUGAAGAUCAGUUUCAAGAAGCAUGCACUUCCCCUCUGGCAAAGACGCGCACAUCACAGGCCAUUUUGCAGCCUGUGUUGGCAGCAGAAGAUUUUACUAUCUUUAAAGCAAUGAUGGUCCAGAAGAACAUUGAAAUGCAGCUUCAAGCCAUCCGAAUAAUCCAGGAGAGAAAUGGUGUGUUACCUGACUGCUUAACUGACGGUGCAGAUGUGGUCAGUGAUCUUGAACAAGAAGAGAUGAAAAUUCUAAGAGAGGUCCUCAGAAAAUCAAAAGAAGAAUAUGACCAGGAGGAGGAAAGGAAACGAAAAAAGCAGUCAUCAGAGGGUAAAAUGGAAGAACCGCCCAUAUACACUAGCGAAACUGCAAAACUGACUAACUCCCAAGGGGAUGGUGAGCACUUUGUACAGCAGUCCUCAGAAGUUAAAGUGCAUUUUACUAAUCAGUCAGUACAACCCUUGGCAAGAAAGAUGGAGUUGUUGCCUGAAACUUCCUCACUCACACAGAAAGGUCUGAAGAUCCCUGGCUUGGAGCAUGCAAGCAUGGAAGGACCAAUAGCAAAUUUGUCAGCACUUGGAACAGAAGAGUUACGUCAACGAGAGCACUAUCUCAAGCAGAAGAGAGAUAAGCUGAUGUCCAUGAGAAAGGAUAUGAGGGCAAAGCAGAUCCAGAAUACUGAGCAAAAAGGAAAGCCUACCAGGGAGGUGGAGGAAAUGACAGAGAAGCCAGAAAUGACAGCAGAGGAGAAACAAACUUUACUAAAGAGGCGAUUGCUUGCAGAGAAACUUAAAGAAGAAGUUAUUAAUAAGUAAUGUGAAAAACUAGCAAAACAGAAACCCAAAUUUUCUUAAAAAUAAAUUAUUUAAUCCUUAAAGACUAUUAGUUUCAAGCAAAUACUUGGUUUUCAAAAUGCAACUGUGAACUAUUAUUAAACAGGUAAAGGGCAAGAGGUAUGGCGGUGCAUGCCUAUAAUCCUAGCACCCAUGCUAGGAUGCUGAAGGAGGAGGAUCAGGAGCUCUUGGUCCUUUCCAGUGUCAGAGCAAAUUGGAGGCCAGCCUAGGUUACAUGAAUCUGUCUCAAAUAACCAAAAUAAAUAAAUUUAAAAA
Messenger RNA from Rattus rattus (black rat), 1516 nucleotides. It is a transcript of the gene Cfap36, whose product is annotated as cilia and flagella associated protein 36. The transcript has 10 exons. The coding region runs from base 191 to 1222 and encodes 343 amino acids. Gene Ontology annotation, cellular component: ciliary base; axoneme. NCBI's taxonomy places the organism in Eukaryota, Metazoa, Chordata, Mammalia, Rodentia, Muridae. The record is from RefSeq and is a predicted model, not a curated record.